AUGAUUGAAUAAUCAGAUAAGAAUAAACAAAAUGAUUUGAUUGUGUAAUUGAGGAAUUUAAUAAAAAAUCUUGAAAGAUUAAAAGACCCAAAACAUUUUAUAGGAAACCAUACCAUAUUUUGCAGAUCAAGAUAUUAGAAUUCUCAAAUAAAUAUUAAGAUGUGCCUAUCUAAGUGA
This is a messenger RNA of Paramecium pentaurelia, 177 nucleotides long. The record is from the annotation of a GenBank genome assembly. NCBI's taxonomy places the organism in Eukaryota, Ciliophora, Oligohymenophorea, Peniculida, Parameciidae.